UGUUAUACCCCCCUCUAGGAAGAAGGGUUUAAUAUCGGCUAUAUAAGCAAGACGAUCAGCAGAAUUCGCCGGCUUCGAAGAAGUCCACAUCGGCAAUAAUAGGGUGUUCGUCGUGUUUCUAGGCUUAAUUUUUAGCCAGUGACAUGGCUAGUUCAAACCCUGUGCCCCGUUUAUACAAGACAGUGGUAGAGGAUGUCAUAUCAAACGUUAGGGAGGCCUUUCUAGAUGAGGGGGUGGAUGAACAAGUUCUGCAGGAGCUCAAACAGUUGUGGGAAAACAAACUACAGCAGUCAAGGGCCCUGGAUUCUGGCCCUGAGCCAUCAGAACAAGUAAUGAUCCCAUCCACAAUUCAGUACAUACCACAACCAGUGCAAAGUGCACCUGCCAAACAACAAUUCAUAGGAGCUUCAGGAGUUGUGACUCAGAACAUGCCGGUCCCUGUACAGAUUGCCAGUCAAGACAUUAGUCAACCAGCUGCUGCAGCGCAUAUGGCAUUACCUCAAGGAGUCUUUCAACAACAGUUGCAGGCGCUGGCCUCUCAAGGUCUCACUCUGCAGCCUACAGGAAAUGGUCAGUUUAUAAUCCAGGCAUUACCACAACAAGCAGCCCAUGGUCAGCAGAUAGGAGGUCAUCAACUUCAGCAGGUGACCAUCUCCCAGGCCAGUAUUCCCACAAUGAUCCAGCAACCCCAACCCCAGCAACAACAGCAAAAGACACAUCAAGUUUUACAGCUUGAUGGAGCUGGUGACUCAAGUUCAUCAGAAGAUGAGGAUUUUGAUGAUGAUGAUGAUGAUAAUGAAAAUGAUGAUGAUGUGAAAGAGGAAGAUAAUGAUGAGCAGGGUGAAGAAGAGGAACCCCUGAACUCUGAUGAUGAUGUGAGUGACGAUGAUCCAUCAGAUCUGUUUGACACAGAUAAUGUGGUUGUGUGUCAGUAUGACAAGAUAAACAGGAAUAAGAAUAAGUGGAAGUUUCACUUAAAAGACGGAAUUAUGAAUCUCAACGGAAAAGACUUUGUCUUUCAAAAAGCCACUGGAGAUGCAGAAUGGUGAUAUAAGGAAGUACAAAGUAUCAAAUGAAUUGCACCUUAACUCAAGUACAAUUCACUUUCUAUUCACUAAGUGAGAGGCUAUAGGAGUGCAGGAAACAUGGGAUGUUAUUAAAUUUUCGAAAGCAGGUGCAAGGUGUUGGUUACAGGACCAGAUGCUGGAAAUGCUACAGAUGUUUUAUUGUGUGAAGUAAACUUAAACUGAGGAGAGAGUUUGGAGCAGAAGAUGAUCUUGCUCAUAGCAUUCAUUUUAAGAUGUGGAAGCCAUCCCCCUACCGAUGAGCUCUUUUUGGUACAUUUCAUGUUGUAUAUUUCCUUUUUCUGAUAUUGAUACAAGACAUGUGAAUUCCUGUACUCUAGGCUUCAACAUUUUCAGGUUUCUGUUGAUAGUAAUAAGAUUUUGCUAAUUUUGUGCAGGAAGUAUUUUUAUAUGAGAAAUUGAGUUUUAUGUCAUUUACAUGUACCUCAGUUAAAUGGACAGGUGAGUCUGGAGCUUAUAUCACAAAAACUUAGCUAACUUUUUUUUUUUUUUUUAAUUCUUUUGAUAUUUAAAGUUUCUUUUGUCAUAAGAGAUACUGUGGAAGCAUAGAUAUUCUUGGUGAAUUAAAUUGUGUUAAUGUUGGCAACAUCUAUCAACAAAUUUAAAUCCUUGACAAAUUUUUAACCCAAAUAUUCAAGAAUGCAGAUUUGCUUCUUGUUUCUUACCAAACUCCCCGUCGAGGCCUCAUCUACGUAUAGACCUCUCGCAGCUGAUGCAGUACAGAAACACAUUUGUAUAUUGUGAGUCUGCGAUUCUCACACGGGCAGAUAACGCUAAAGAAGUAGUUUGUAGUUAAAGCUUGAAAAUAUUGACAUUAAGAGCAUUAAUAUAAAAGUAUGGAUUUUAUUUUAAACAUAAAAUGAUCAAAACAUCACUAAAAAGUAGGGAGACUGUUCAAAUUAUAGUGUAAAGUAAUGAAAUUGAUGUUUACAUUCUUGUUUUUAACUGUUUACGUUUGACGUUAUGUUUUUGCAUUAUUCUACAGUUACGUCACACAGUGUACGCAGGUUUUGUAGUUCCUAAAAAAUCCCUAUCCCAUAAUGCCUAACUUGAAGAGUUUGGUUUGUGAGCAAACAAACUCUGACGGAAGUUUGGUUUCUUACUGGUACUAAAGAAGUAUAUUUACCUUAGCAAGCAACAGCGCUUCACCAUUCAUAGUACAAUGUAAUGUAGUGGAAGGUAGGUAUUUGAAAAUUAAUUUUUAGGUUACUUGAGUCACUCAGGUGACCUAUUGCUAUUGGUCUGCGUCAGUCCUAGAUUAACAAUUGAACAUUUUAAACUUAAUUUUGAUAGCUACCCUUCCAAUUCUUUUCGGAUUUGGAAUUGAGCAUCUUUGGGACAGGUGGGACGUAAAUUGUAAAUUUCAGGACUUUUUGCACCCCCUUAAUGGCAGGAGAUAAACUGGCAAAAGUUCUUCAAGUGAAAAAUCUUUGUCUCUGUAACCUCAUUUCUGUAAGAAAAAUUAAAUGCAUAGUUAUGCAAAGCAAGAAGGCCUCUACCAAAUUGUAAUUUUCAUAAUUCCCGGGGUAGAGGUUUUGACGGUAGGUCAGCACCAAAAUUGGUGUAUAGUGUUAUGUGUAAAACAUUUAAAUAACAUCUUUAAUUCUAAUGAUACUAAAUUGAAACUAAAGAGAUAUUUUUAGAUGGAGCAGGUAGCCCCUUAUCAAAAUUUCAUGACCUUGGGGUAGGGAUUUUGGUUCCAGGGUGGGCCCAAAAUUUGUAAAAGUCAUUUUAAAAAUGCUGAUUUUUGAAUUAUCAUGUCUUGAAAUUAUGUCCCAUUUAUCAUGAUAUGCAUUGAUCCAGGGGGUCACAAGUUCAGCAUGUAGUCACUGUGCUUGUGCGAGUUUUAUAUGCAUGUCUGGAAAUCUUGGACUUAGAGCUCACUGAUCCUUCAAGAUAAAGACACAAAUUCGCAAUAGUGAGCAUUAGAACGUAGACUUGCAAUUCCAAACAUUCCUUUUCUAUGUUUCCGGAAGUAAUGCAAAACCUUGCACAGUCGUUCGUUUUAUGAGCCAGUGGUAGCAAGUGAUAAAACCAAACAAGAAUCUGAAAACGAAAAUUAAAUCCCAACAAAGUUUAAAAUAUGUACUAAAAUUAUGAAAUUUUCACCCUACAAAAACAUGUGCUUCUUCAGUAAUUAUUUAUUUGAAAUAUUAACACACUUGAGAAAUCAGGGAAGUGGUUGACUGUAGAAAAUGCAGUGUUAAAAAUUAGAUUGUAGUUGUAAGAUUGCUUUGUGAUCCAGGCCUAGAAUACACUUGUUUAUAUCUUUUUUAGUGUAUGUGCAAUGUUAAAUGUGCUAUAGCUUGUAUAAGUCCAUAUUACACUUCGUAAAAGGGUUCGAUGAAAUUGUAAAUGUUGCACGGCAUCCCAAGUAUUCUGAUACUCACUGUAUUAUUCCUGUAGUGUCUAUUUGCUUUUUUUAAAAAAGAUAUUUAGGAAGCCUUUCUUGAACAACAGUUACUAGUUAUGAUGUUGUCUAAUCAGUAGAUAAUUGCAUGGCUUCACACCCACAAAUCCACCUUACCAUUUUCACACUAGUUUUAAACCACAUGACCUGAGGUUUAAUCUCGAGUCCCACAUGGUUAUUUUUAGUAGUAGUGAAAAAGGGUAAAUGAUUUUCUAUGAGCCCAUUCUGGAACCAGUUACAUGAUAAGAUAGCUUAAACUGUAAUGAACAAGAUCCAAACUAAUGUGUUUGAUAAAUCUGCUGGACAAGUUUUUCUUCAGUUGGUUACCCGACUGGUAAGUAGAUAGUAUGAAAAGUGCAGGUCACUGUGAUUGAAAAUACCUGUAGAUAGUUCCAUUUUAAGAACUGGAGAUUAAACCUAAUUCAUACACUCUUUCCAAACAUGCAAAUUCAGCGUCUUCCACAGCUAUUUUAAAAUUUUAUGAAUGAUUACGAACAGUAAUGAGAUGUGUAAUGAAAUCCUAGUUGAACAUUGUAGUUAUUCUGAAUGACCCAAUUCUAAAAAUGUUUACAACAUGUAAGGAAAACAAAGAAAGUGACAGAGUGGUGAAUGUUCCUUAUGUCAGCUGUUUGUGUGAAGUGGCUGUGUGUUGAAUAAUGUUCACAGAGAAAUAAUCUUGCAUUCAACGAUAUAGCACCGGAACACUGUAAUAUGUGCCUGUUUUUAUUUUUGUGGAUCAUCGUAGUAUAUAUAGUAUUGACGGUUUUCAAAUAGUGUUUGUAUCAGUGAUUUGGAUAAUUUCCUUCUUAAAAUCAUAAUUUAUAAAAUGGAAAAGAUCAUUACUAUGGCAAAAGCAGUGACAAAAAUGUCCAUUUAACUGAUCAUUUGCUAGUCAUUUAAUUUUUUUACCCAAGUACAUGUUGACUUGCCAUUUACUGUAAUUUUUGUGUUGUAUGAUAAACAAUUUAUGAUUAGAAGCCAAAAUGUAUUACUCAGAGAAAUAUCUUCAGGAAAUUUUGCAUGCACCUUCUAUUAUACUACUUGCAAACAAGUUAGUGGUGAGUAUAGGAAUCAUCAUGUCUGCCUAUCUGUCCCACCUUGUUUUGCCUAUAACAAAAGCACUAGAAAAUCAUGCUGUACACAAAUGUUGCCUUUGAUUGGGGAAUUUGUCAUGACCCUAUGAAAAGGUCGUGGGUAUUUGCAUUAUGAUUGAAGAGAUAGCAGAGGCUUAUACUUCAUACUGAAGUUGCUUUGGAUUAAAUAGUUAUGAUCAUCAACUUUGAAAGUAGACCAUAUUUUAAUGCAGAGAUCACAGAAGUGUGAUAAAACAGAAUGGUGCUUUGAACUUUGCAGAGCAAAGGUCAUUUAGAAAGGUUCAAUUUAUAGAAUUAUGAAGUUCAAAUUAGUAUGUAGUUCACUAAGUUGGGGGGUACUGCAGUUGAUCACUGCGGUUCAAUGUUUAUGAACAAGAUACUGCACUGUAAUGAAAUCAAGGACUCUGUUUUUGAUUUUGUUAAGGAAUAUAAACACUGCUGUAUGUAUUUUAUAUUCUUUUAUAGCGGUAAUGGUUUAUUGUUUUAAACUUAUCCAUAUUUAUUUUCAGAAGAAAGAUAAAGAAUUAAAUGUUCACAUAUGGUCAUACAUAUGUUUUCAAUUUCUUGUUUCUACAUAUAAAUUAUUAAUUCACUCCUUAAUUUUUUGAUUUUGAUGUGUUCUUCAAAUUCAGGGUACUUCUACUUGCAUGUGUCCUCUCUAAUUGUGACACUGCAGUUAUCUUUUCAUAGCAAUUCUAGCCAUAAAAAUAUGUAUAUUUUUAUCUGGUUAUAAGCUUAAAAAACUGAUAUAUUGGUUGUGAUUUGAAUCUCUUCAUUACUGCAGAUCUACUUGACUACUCAAAUGUAAACUUCAGAUGUUGGUAUGUAAGAUACCUCCUAAGAAUUAUAUCUGAAAAUUGAAGAGUAAAUUAAAUGAUAUUUCUAGUCAUGUCAUUGAUUGUAGAAGAAUAAUGUGAAUGUUUAUAGUAAAUUGGUAAUCCUGCAGACCUUUAUGGAAUGUAACAGUUCUCUAUUGAAAAGAUAUUUAGUAAUGCAUGUAACGUAUUUCCCGGAAUGGAUACAUCAAUAUCUCUCACGGAGAAAUAAAUCAUUGUUCAUGUAUCUCAUUGUGAAAUCUCAUCAUUCAUUUCAAAUGGACUGACAUGAUUGACUUGUAACGUUAUUAAGGUAAACAAUUGUUGGUUAAAAAAGAUGAAAAUACAUGUAUAUAUUAGGAUCUGUUUUGUAGGUAAAUAUUUGUUAUUGUGUACAGUUUGUGGAGACCUUUUCAUUUUUACAUAUUUUUAUCACUAGUGCACACCAGUACUAGUCAAUCAAAAUUAUGUUAUCAGCUAGAAGUCUUUGGAAUUCAUCCAGCUUUGUACUUAAGUGUACUUUUUGUUGUUGGUGAUGAUUAUAAUAAUGUUAAUGAUAAAAUGCAGUAGUAUGAUGAGAACACAGAGGUGGGGUUGGCGUAGUAACUAUAGUGUAGUGCGGGAGUUUAAGCAGGUCUAGUCAACUAGUGCACGCCAACCAAUUUUAGUUUAGUUCAGAAGUAAAGAUGCGGCCUUCAGCAACAGAUGGUUGUGGAAUUGUCAAUUUUUCAGGGUAUUUUCGAUGACAGCGUUGAAGAAUUAAGAUGUAACUGCAUAAAUCGAACGUGACAAUUAUAUACAACUUGUUUCUCGAUAACCAUGUUCUUCGGGAUCGAAUUACGACGCGUAUAAUUUUAAAAAGUAUUUUGAUUGCAAUUAUUAAAUCGCUUUCCUAGUGUAGAACGGCUGACUUCAAUUUCGGUUGUUGCAGAUUACCACGCCGUGGGCAAGAGUUAAUUGUAAAACAGUGACGUAAAUGAGUGCAAUCGACUAAUGUAACUGAAAACAUGCAUCACCAUUGUAAUUUCUGUCAUAUAUUCUUCAAAAAUUAUCUCUGCAUGUAGUGCAGAAGCUUCUUUUCCGCCGUCUUUGAACUAGACUGCUAGUGUGUGGGAGAGUAGCUAAUAUUUUUCAACUAGACUUGUUCACCUCCGGCAAACUAAAAACACGAUCGAAUGAACUAUAGUUUUACGUUCGUGACUAUAGUUUGCUCGCGAACUCCACCAUUCUUGUUUUUCCCAAGAGUUAAUCAGUGAUUUGUGUUUCAUUUAUUAGAAAUUGUUUUCGUUAUUUUCUUAAACGAAAGUAUAUUUGAUUACACAAAAUGUUUGAUCUUCAAAUGCACAUUGUAAAUCAUGUAUUUUGUGCCAUACAUAUUUGACCAUUGAAAAUAUGUCCGAUGUUGGAUAUGUGAUUAGAUACUGCUACAUGGUUAGGAUUGCGAACUGCAUAUGGUUCUCUGGUGCAUUUUGGUUUCAUCUGUAUGUAACUUAUUAAUAAAGAGUUUACAACAUC
Ostrea edulis (European flat oyster) is the source of this 6919-nucleotide messenger RNA. RefSeq names its product transcription initiation factor IIA subunit 1-like. The coding region runs from base 144 to 1049 and encodes 301 amino acids. Gene Ontology annotation, biological process: transcription initiation at RNA polymerase II promoter; transcription by RNA polymerase II. NCBI's taxonomy places the organism in Eukaryota, Metazoa, Mollusca, Bivalvia, Ostreida, Ostreidae. The transcript has 9 exons. The record is from RefSeq and is a predicted model, not a curated record. Gene Ontology annotation, cellular component: transcription factor TFIIA complex.